AUGGUAUCACAAUCGAACGCCGCAGGAUCUUCCGGUCGUCGCCGUCGACAAAACACACCGAAAGCAAAACUCGUCUCCCGAUCUAAGAAGACGAAGCGGUACCCAGUUUCCGACUCCGACGACGAUACAACGCCCUCCUCCAUGGAUUCCACGGCACCGACAUCUCCACCGGUGGAUGUCGUUGAUGUCGGCUCAUCCACAAAAUUCCCUAGAAGGCUGUUUGCUCCGGGAUUUUUCCCCACGCAAUUGCGGCUGAACAUUUACUCCAAAGCCAAUGUCAUUGCCUCUGUAGCGUCUGCUCUAAAAGGUUCUUCGACCGUGGACCGAUUACUCUGCUCUCAGUUUAGCAAACUCUUUCGGCUACCUGUUGCUCGAUGCCCGAACUCAACCAAGCUCAUUGGCAGCCUUCUCUGCCGGCAGCUUAUUACGAUUCGAAAAUAUGAACUUUGGUUCACUUUCGGUAAUCAUCCUCUUCGUUUCUCCGUAGAUGAAUUUAAGGAAAUAACUGGCUUGAACUGCGGCAUAUUCGAUGUUGAAGACUCAGAAACUGAGGUGCUUAAGAUGCUAGAGAACCCAUAUCUUGCGGAUUGGAAACGAGUUCCUUUGGCUCUGAUAGCGUUGGUGGACGGGGUUUUGUGUUGUACUAAUAAAACACUCAAGCUCACCCCUAAGUAUGUCAAAAUGCUCAGCAACCUGGAGUCUUUCAUGAAUUAUCCAUGGGGGAGGACCUCGUUUUUACACACCAUAUCUCGUUUUUUGCCUCCCCCGGUUAGUGUCAAAACCCCUAACCCACUGCACGCACUACGGAUCCGGUUAUCUCAAAAGACAACCGCAUGCUAUGGCUUUCCACUAGCUCUCCAGUUGCUCGCUUUUGAAGCGGUUCCUCAGCUGUUGGCCAGAAUUCCCAAUGCGGAUAACACAAACGAUUUUUUGGAUAACCCUUCGUGUUGUGGAAACACCGUGGUUAUCCUCAACACAAACGACAUUGUCGCUGUCGAAGGAGAGCCAGAUGUUAUUGUAGAUUUCAGCCUCGUCCCCGAAGCUGAGCGACACUUCUUGUUGGACGAGGUUGAGGACCCGAAAGUAACUCGUUUAGUCGACCACAUCCGUUCUGGCCAUACAUUUAGAACUGAAGAUUUCGAAGGUGGAGACAGGUCAUUUGGUAAAGACAAUGCAAUUCCGGAAGGCAAACCUCAAGGUGUACCCCUUAUACAGCGUUCUCUACGACCACGUAAACGUGCUGCUGUUGUUAUUGAAGACCUAACGACACCCGAACACAACGAACCCGACGUUCCGCCUGAAUCAGGAAGGUCUCCAAACGAAGAUUUGAAAUCGUGGAUUCUAGAGCAGUUUCAAAACUUUAAGAAUGGGAUAUACGAGCGCUUAGACUAG
Molecule: messenger RNA, 1392 nt
Organism: Brassica napus (rape)
Lineage: Eukaryota; Viridiplantae; Streptophyta; Magnoliopsida; Brassicales; Brassicaceae
Exons: 4
Coding region: 1-1392 (463 amino acids)
Source: RefSeq, a predicted model, not a curated record